This is a messenger RNA of Aspergillus affinis, 603 nucleotides long. Its product is annotated as nmrA-like family protein. Lineage: Eukaryota; Fungi; Ascomycota; Eurotiomycetes; Eurotiales; Aspergillaceae. The coding region runs from base 1 to 603 and encodes 200 amino acids. The transcript has 4 exons. The record is from RefSeq and is a predicted model, not a curated record.
AUGACUGCUGUGUUGAUCGCAGUGGCAACAGGAAAGCAGGGAGGCUCACUCAUCAGAAGCCUCGUCUCGCGCAACGCCCCUUUCGAGAUCCUAGCCGUCACGCGAAACCCGGCAUCUGCGUCUGCCCAAAAGCUCAAAGCCCUGUCAUCCAGCAUCAAGCUCGUCGAAGGUGACCUGGAUAACCCGACCGGCAUCUUUCAGAAAGCGCACGUGCCCGAACAGUUCCACGGACGUUGUAUCCGCGAUGAAGAAGUUGAUCGGCAACAUGAGAAGCGAUAUAAUCACCUGGGCGGCCGAGCCAACAUCAAAGAAAUCGCCGCAUCAUUCGAAAAGUUCUACGGUGUCAAACCAAGCUUGGAAAGUCGCGAGUCUCUCGAUGAUCUGUAUAAGACUAUGCACGAGAAGCGCGCGCAGAGUCCAAUGGAUAUCUAUGGCUAUAUGUCGAUGUUCUUCUAUUACUACUGGGUCAGUGGUCAAACCCUGCUUUCCACGGAUCUGGAUAAUGAGCGAUAUGAUGAGGUCAAGCCCGUUAGUUGGGAAGGCUUCAUGGCCCAGUACCCUCUGGAGACGUUGUCUAGUGCUUUCUUUGCUCUGAGUGGCUAG